Molecule: messenger RNA, 543 nt
Organism: Zonotrichia leucophrys gambelii
Lineage: Eukaryota; Metazoa; Chordata; Aves; Passeriformes; Passerellidae
Gene: SPCS1
Product: signal peptidase complex subunit 1
Exons: 4
Coding region: 175-480 (101 amino acids)
Biological process (GO): protein targeting to ER
Cellular component (GO): signal peptidase complex; endoplasmic reticulum membrane
Source: RefSeq, a predicted model, not a curated record
GGGGCGGACGGGGCGUGUUUCCGGCCAGCUCAGCAGCCGUCUUCCGCUCCGCCGCGACCAUCGCCGGUAGCAGCGGAGAGGCCGCGCCGCGCCCCGCCAACAGCAGGGCCCUACUCGGGAGCGCCGAGACGGCUGCCAAGAGGAACGGGAAGAAGCCGGAGAAGCGCCGCCGCCAUGCUGAGCGUGUUCCGCUCCAUCCCCACGCAGAUGGACUACAAGGGCCAAAAAUUAGCAGAACAGAUUUUUCAAGGAAUCAUUCUUGUCUCUGCAGUAAUUGGUUUCAUCUAUGGAUACAUCACUGAACAGUUUGGAUGGACUGUCUACAUAGUUAUGGCUGGAUUUGCUUUAUCAUGUUUGCUGACGCUGCCCCCGUGGCCCAUGUACCGCCGCAAUCCCCUCAAGUGGCUGCCGGUCCAGGAGUCGGGCACGGAAGAGAAGAAGGCAGCAGACAGGAAACCAAAGAGACAUUCCAAAACCUAAAAAUGAUGGUGUCCAGGCUGUUACUUUGUUAAGUUUUGUUAAAUUAAUUUUCAUUGAGAAAUA